CUAAAACCUGUUUCCUUUCUCUGGCACAGAUAAAAAUCACCGGCAGUCGGGCACAUUUCUACAGGUUCAUUGCGAAAGCAGCAGCUGAAGGGGAAGAGACUUCUGUGAGGAACAUUUGAGAGACAUUGCCCAGCUCUUACAAACCAUCAGGAUGAGGGAGGUAUACUUGGUGCUGUUUUUAAUGUUCUUGGAACGGGGAAGCACAGAAGCCAAUGCAACUGUUCGGACCCUGGACGUACCUGUGGACCACAAAGUGGAAACAAACCACCUUAACCUGAAUUCUACUGAAACACAGAACUUCAGACAUGGAGCAGCAACUCCUGCACUCCCCACUGCAGAAAAUCCAGUCGCUUUAGUGAAUACAAGCCAUGAGGAUGAGGUAAGACAUAGCCUUCCGCAACCCACAAAGGCAUCUCUAGGAUUACAAACUCCGUCAGAGACACAGGAGGAGAAUCCAUCAACCCCUACAAUCCCCAAAGGAAGAAUCAAUGAUACUGGCAUUCCAAAUGCUAAGACACCCGUUCUUCCUAACAAUACAGGGAUCUCUUCGCAAAGCCAACCUAGAAGAGGCCCUCUUCAAAGUGAAGGUCUUAAGAUCCAGAAAGGAGCUACAGGGAACAGAUCUUCAAGGCAAUCGGACUAUACCAACAGCAAGACACCCAGCUUUGAAACAACCAGGGGAAAGAAUUGGUGUGCUUAUGUUCACACAAGGCUGCAGCCUACUAUAGUAGUCGACAACUUGGAAAACUAUGCAUCAGGCAGAACCAAAUCAUGCAGCUGGAUUAGCGGACCCUGCGGAUCAAGCUCUCACUCAAGGACUCACCAAGCUUACCGGAUCAAACACAUGAUUGUGACUUCACUGGAGUGGAAGUGCUGCCCCGGAUACAGCGGACAAACUUGCCAGCCCAAAGCCCAACAGGAUCAAUUGCUUAUACACAGCAACCAGGCCGAAAGCAACGCAGUUGUCAACGCGGGAACGCUGGGAAACCGACUGACGUCUCAGCAGCAGCAGGAUCUCAGCAACCCAGCAAUUGCACAAAAAAUGAAUGAGCAGCUUAGCAGCCAGGAGAUGAAACUGACUUCCCUACAGAAGAAGGUUGACAACAUUUCGGUCGUCAUGAGUGAUGUGAGCAAGACGCUCUCCUCUCUGGAAGGCAAAAUCAAUGAAGAUAAGGGCAGAGACUUGCAGGCGUUUCUAAAAGGUCUCAAGUCCAAAAGCAUUGAGGAGCUAGUGAAAGAGAUUGUGAAAGAUCAGAUCAAAGUCUUCCAAAAUGACAUGCAAGAGACUCUAGCCCAGAUUUUCAAGAUGAUGUCUGAUCUAUCUGAAAAUCUUGAGAGUACCAAAGCACUGGUCAAAGGUUUGAACGGAACUCAACAAAAAUUUGCCUUUGAAAUAGAAAAUAGGCCUGCAAAGACGGAAAUCCUAAAGAUAAAGUCCCAGAUCCUGCACAUCGAGGAAGAGAUAAGCAUUACAUGUGAUCUGCCAGUCAGAGAUUUGCAGGAAAAGCAGAAGGCCAUGGAAGUCGCCUUGGAGCAUCAAAGUUCAAAGAGUGAUAUUUACUAUGAAUCCCUGAACAAGACUCUGAACCAAAUGAAAGAGGUUCAUGAGCAGCUGUUAUCAGCUGAAAGGGUCUCAGAUCAAAACAUCCCUACUGCAACAGGUGAAUCAGUGAGCGAUAACAUUACAAAUUACAUCACUGGUCUACACGAGAAAGUGAAAACCCAGAAUCUCAUGGUUUUGCAGUUAUAUGAUGACCUCAGAGUCCAAGACAGUAAGAUCAACAACCUCACUCUAGCACUGGAGAUCCAGAAAGACUCCUUACCGGGAGCAUUUGAUGAAAUAUUUACUAAGUGCCAGAAGGAAUUCCAAAAACACCUGAAGGGAGCAGAAGACAACGUGCUUACUUUAAACAGAACAAUGGUAAACCUUGUGCUUCCUUUGGAUGAUAAGAUGGACAAAAUGACAGAGCAAAUUAAUGACCUCUGUUACGACAUGGAGAUCCUCCAGCCUUUGAUUGAGCAAGGAGUGCCCUUUAGCCUUCCCUCAGAUGAUGAGCAGCAGAUUGAAAGAGAGGCUAUAAACAGAAAGCUGGAAAAUUUAACCAGUGUUGUUACAGGUUUGAGUUCCACCAUCAAAGAACUCACCCAAAGCCAAAAGGAGCUUAAAAGUGAAGCCCAAGUUUACAAGGAAGAAUCUGAGAGGCGAAUUAAUGAAUGUUUUGUUUUAAUGGAAGAUGGCUUAAACAAGACCAUGGUGGUGAUGAACAGUGCCGUCGAUUCUAUUCAGGAUAAUUACGUCAUGAAGGAAACACUAGGCACUUUGAGGAACGAAACGACAGCUUGCUGUCAUGGAGCAGAGAACAUAGAAAGAAUAUUGACGUGGAUACCUCAGUUCCAACAGAUGAACAAAUCCCUUCAGUUACUAGUCAAUGAGAAUCAGAAACGUGACUUUGUUACGAGGACUGUGCCUUUUUCAGAUUCCUCAUCAGGUGGACAGGACAGAAUAAGGUUCCCUGAUCUCAACCAAGUCCAUCAAGUCUGGAACACAACAACAUUGUCAAAUACACAACAUGACCAAGAUACUGGUCGCCAGGAAGAGCAGCUCUUGCACCCAAUGCAGGAGCGUGAAGAUCAUGAGGUUCGCCUUCAGGCUGUGGAAGCAAAAAUAGCCAAGUUUUUGGCAAACAACUGUGUCACAGCGCGACACGUCAAAGCCGCUUUAUCCGAAAAGGACAAAGUGCUCUCUGGUCAGUUCCAGGCCCUGAGUUCCAGAAUCAAAGCACUGGAGGUAAAAUCCAUCCGUGUCUCUGUGAGCAUCCCUUUCUUAAACAAGACGGCUUAUGAAGCCCGCAGCUUGUGUCGCGAUGUGUCUGCAAGAAUCCAAGAGGUCAAUGCCAGCAUUCCCGUGCUAAUGCAAGUAGCCCACCCAGAUAUUGUGCUAUUUCAGAAAGGCUUGCAAGAGUUUGCUGAAUCUGUGCUGGAGAUAAAAACAGGAACAAUCUUAUCUAAUCUAACUGGCUAUAUAGACAAGUGCCUUAAUGAUGCUGUAUAUAAUAUUACCAAACGCCUGAAACCAGCUCCUCCAGUUGUAAAAAAGCCGGUAACCGUAAAAAAGACCGCAGUGAACACAACCAGCCUGUCUGGACGGAGUCAGAGAAACACCGAUACUGCUUCAGAUCCAGGUGAUUAUUUGAGCUGCAGUAGCUCGCCUUGCCAAAAUGGAGGGACCUGUGUCAAUGAAAGGAAGGGCUUCAUCUGUGCUUGCCGCUAUCCCUUCAUAGGAGCCACCUGCAGCACAAAGAUGAUGGAGGAAAAUGCUGCUGCCAUAGACUUCUCAAAGGGAUCGUACAGGUUUGCACCGAUGGUGGCUUUUUUUGCUUCGCACACCUACGGGAUGAACACUCCUGGCCCUAUUCGGUUUAACAACCUGGACGUGAACUACGGCUCCUCCUACGUCCCAUCAAAUGGAAAGUUCCGCGUGCCGUAUCUUGGCGUUUACGUUUUCGAAUACACGAUCGAGUCACGCAGCCCACGCCUUUCCGGCUACUUAGUGGUUGACGGGAUAGACAAACUGGCUUUCCAGUCUGAAAACCUAAUAAAUGAUGAGAGAAGCAUCUCAUGGACAGCGAUGUGCGUUACCGGCGUAUGGCCCCUUUACUGGGAACCUCGAACGGUAAAUGGUCAAGAGGUCUGGCUCAGGCUGGCGACCGGAUCCAUCCCAGCCAAAUAUCCACCUGUAACUACAUUUACUGGGUACUUGCUGUACCGUACAUAAUCCAGUUGCACAAAAUAGCCUUCCUCCACAAAGGAGGUGCUUUACUUUUGCUUCAAAGUUCUCCUUCUACCACAGCAAUCUCAUUCAGAGUCGCCCCAUUUCCCUCAAAACGGCACUUGUGUUUUCAAAAGGCAGAAAAUAGAACGGCCAAAUCUUUUCCAUCGCUGUAAUUUCAUGAGGAAAAGGAGUUUUUAUAUCCUCCUGCCGCUAUGAAAAGCCGAGGAGCCCUCAUGGAAAGUGUCAACCUUUAUCUCAUUAGAUGCAGCUCAAACUUCCAAAUUUCCCAGCUAUACCAACUCCUCUUCCGCUGAAUCAUUGGAAGUCUUUAUAAAUAGCUCUUCGGUCUACCCAGGCACCUCAUUAGUUAGAUGUAUAUCUGCAGCCCUACCUAGAUGAUUGCACUGGUGCCAAAAAAGUGCUGCGGCUUAUUAAUGUCAUCAGCAUUGUGCCGUGAAUUUGAUUUCAGUAGCUGACACUGGUCAGCAAUAAUUGGAUUUAGGGUGCUCAUACACUACUAAGAUCAGGAUGCCUUUGUUCCCAUUUCUGGAAACUGUUAUGGAGAAAUAGAGGGUCCGUAGAGAGCAGUCUUGCCCACACGGAUGGUUCACAUACAUCACAUGUUUGCAGAGGCGUAGCUUCAAGGGGGACAGUGCGCAACACACGGGGCAUGUGCCCCUGUGGGGUCAGGGCGGGAGCAUUCCAGGGCGGGGGCAGAGGAUUCACCAGUGCACUGGGCACUUUUCCCCCUUGCUACACCUGUGCAUGUUUGCAUCACAGAGAGCUUCUUCUAUGCCCCUGAGUGUAAAGUGGACUAAAGGUAAAGUUUCCCCUUCAGUCAUGUUCGACCCUGUACCACUGCGAGCAGUGAUUUUAUACGUAAGCCUCUUUGUGGAGUAGUUUGCCAUUGCUUUCCCUGGCUAUUCUU
This is a messenger RNA of Sphaerodactylus townsendi, 4700 nucleotides long. It is a transcript of the gene MMRN1, whose product is annotated as multimerin 1. NCBI's taxonomy places the organism in Eukaryota, Metazoa, Chordata, Lepidosauria, Squamata, Sphaerodactylidae. Gene Ontology annotation, molecular function: extracellular matrix constituent conferring elasticity; protein binding; calcium ion binding. The record is from RefSeq and is a predicted model, not a curated record.